GUACCCAAGCAAGAAAGAGGUGCACCAAACGAGGCAACUACCAAAGCGACAAAUCCCAACCGUCCAAACAACCUUUGAUGAUGCCGUCAAACAGUCUCCCAUUUCCAUUUCUCUCUCUCUAGACCCUGAAAUUCGUCCAGAAAUUACUUUUGUGGGUAAGAAAAAUCUGAUGCUAAAUAGUUGAAUUUUUAAACAUAGUUUCGUGGCGUGAAUCUUUGAGUUAUGGGAGAAGCAGCUGCGGCAAAUAAAGGGGGAGGUUUGAAUGGAUUCUCUCCGGUUUCUUCUGCUCCUGUUUUUUGGAAAUCUAGGAAAAGAUUAAGUGGUACUGUGAAGAACACGAACGAGACACUCGAUGGUUCGAGUGGUGACAAAACCCCGGAGAAACAGCCUGAGUCACCAGCAGAGGACAUGCAGCUAGAACUGAACAGCGUCUCAGUCCUCUCAGAGAAACGCAAGGCUCUAUUCGAACCGCUGGAUCCGGUGAUCAACUCAAACGGGAAACGCCCUUCUGCAGAAACCCUACUCCCACCUCCCGACUUUGAAUCAGCUAGCUAUCCGAAGGGGUGGCUGAUUGGGAAGAAGCGGAAGCUGGUGAACGUGGACGUUGUGGAGAGCAUGCGGAGAAUCGCAGUGCAGGAGAUGAACCGGAAGGACAGGGAGAUUGAUGGGCUGAACGAGCAGUUGGAAGAGGACGCUCGAUGCCUGGAGCACCUGCAGCUGCAGCUGCUCGAUGAACGGAGCAAACGAGCAGACGUGGAGAGACAAAACGCGAUGCUGCAGAGCCAGAUAACGAUGCUGAUGGACGUGCUGCAGGAGAAUGAAGCUGUGGAGGAUGAAGGGACACAGGGAGACUCAUAAAUUUUAUUUUAUUUUAUUUUAUUUUACUUGACAUUAUAUAUAUAUGUGGUUUGUUCUUUUGUAUAUGUUUGAAGAAAAAAUAUAAGACUGAAGAGAGAUGAGAUAUUUGUCAA
Molecule: messenger RNA, 971 nt
Organism: Salvia hispanica
Lineage: Eukaryota; Viridiplantae; Streptophyta; Magnoliopsida; Lamiales; Lamiaceae
Product: protein HEADING DATE REPRESSOR 1
Biological process (GO): regulation of flower development
Source: RefSeq, a predicted model, not a curated record